Messenger RNA from Gilbertella persicaria, 956 nucleotides. Its product is annotated as MEMO1 protein. The transcript has 7 exons. The record is from RefSeq and is a predicted model, not a curated record. The coding region runs from base 10 to 936 and encodes 308 amino acids. Lineage: Eukaryota; Fungi; Mucoromycota; Mucoromycetes; Mucorales; Choanephoraceae.
ACCUAUAAAAUGAAACGAGAUGCAUCACACGCUGGCAGUUGGUACACUGCAGAUAAAGAUAACCUCAACCAUGAACUGGAUUUAUAUUUUGAGAAAGCCAAUACAAGUCCUCUACAAGGCGUAAGGGCCAUUAUCGGACCACACGCAGGAUUUCGAUACAGUGGUCCAACUGCUGCUUAUGCUUACAAAUUAGUCGAUACAACACAUAUAAAACGCGUAUUUUUAUUAGGCCCUUCACACCAUGCUUAUAUCGAUGGUUGUUGUCUGUCUAAAUGCGAUAUUUACAAAACACCUUUAGGGAAUCUUAAACUGGAUAAGCAAGUGAUUCAAGAUCUUUAUGAAACUGAUCAUUUUGAUUAUAUGAGAAAGAAUGUGGAUGAAGAUGAACAUAGCAUUGAAAUGCAUUUACCAUUUACGUUCAAGAUAUUUCAGGAUAAGAUUGAGGAUAUCAAGAUUGUUCCUAUUCUUGUUGGAGCCACUUCAGAGAAACAAGAAAAGCUCUAUGGUGAUUUACUUGCCAAGUAUCUUGAAUCACCCGAGAAUUUGUUUAUUAUCUCGUCUGACUUCUGUCAUUGGGGUUCUCGUUUUGAUUAUACUUACUAUACAAAAAAGAAAGAAGACAAGCCUGUCUUUCUUCAUUCUCGUAACCAAGAUGCAGUUUCUCGACCUAUUCAUGAGUCCAUCAGAGAAUUGGACUAUCAAGGCAUUCAAACAUUGGAAGACCUGAGUUUUUCUAAAUUUCAAGCCUAUUUGAAACAAACACAAAAUACAAUCUGUGGUCGACAUCCUAUUGGUGUCUUAAUGGCUGCUCUUGAGAUACUCAAGGACUCUUCAAAACAAACUAUUCAAUGUGUUCAUUAUGAUCAAAGUAGUCAGUGUAAAGAUGUACGUGACAGUAGUGUGAGCUAUGCUAGUAUUUAUGUUCAAAUUCAAUAAAUAAAAUAAUUUUUCUUUAA